AACGGUAAACAAGGAGGAAACUUGUCAGAACUCUCUGGUGUUGUCUCGUUUCUGUUCUGAACUCAUAAUGAUAUGAAGACUCUGACAUAGAGGAAGUAUUUGAGAAGCUCUUCACUGACCGGAUCCGGCAUUUAGAGACUUUCACUCAUCCGAGCUAACGAGGGACAAUCAGAUUCUCUGUGGGACGGACCAGUGAACAGCAGAAGACAAGAAGAGGACAAGCAGUGUUGGAUCUAACGAAGCUUGGUCCUGAAGAAGCAUGGAACUGUCACUGGCUCACCCGGCUCUCAAAGCCUUCAUGUGCGGCUCGGUCAGCGGGACCUGCUCCACGCUGCUGUUCCAGCCUCUCGACCUGAUCAAGACCCGUCUGCAGACGCUGCAGAGCGGCGUGCAGCCCGGGUCGGGCCGGGUGGGGAUGGUGACGGUGCUUCUGAGCGUGGUGCGGACAGAGAAGCUGCUGGGACUGUGGAAAGGAAUCUCACCGUCCUUUGUCCGGACCAUCCCGGGCGUGGGGAUCUACUUCAGCACCUUCUACUCUCUGAAGCAGCACUUCCUCCAGGACGGCAACCCGGGGGCCACGCAGGCCAUGCUGCUGGGGGGCGGGGCCCGGGCGGUGGCGGGGGUCUUCAUGCUGCCGGUCACUGUCAUCAAGACACGAUUUGAAUGUGGCAGGUACGGGUACAGCAGUGUGGUGGGGGCUUUGCGCAGUGUGUGUCGGACUGAGGGUCCUGCCUCUCUGUUCUCCGGCCUCAUGGCGACUCUCCUCAGAGACGUUCCCUUCUCCGGUAUCUACGUCAUGUUCUACAGCCAGGCCAAGGCCUCGCUGCCAAGAGAAAUCAGCACGUCUCCGUCGGCCCCCCUCGCGAACUUCAGCUGUGGGAUCCUGGCGGGCGUGUUGGCCUCUCUGAUCACUCAGCCGGCCGACGUGGUCAAAACCCAGGUGCAGGUGAACCCACAGCUGAGGACGGCCGAGGCUGUGAGAUGCAUCUACAUGGAACAUGGCGUCCAGGGCUUCUUCAGGGGGGCAGUUCCUCGGGCACUGAGGAGAACCAUGGUGGCCGCCAUGGCGUGGACGGUGUAUGAGAAGAUGAUGAACCACGUCGGACUGAAGUCCUGAAGGGGAACGUGGACGAGUGAAGAGACAGAAGAGAAUCAAGUCAAGUCGCUGAAUGAGGACGGUGAAUGUGUGAAGAGGAAGGAACUGUGUGGAGACGCUGACUCGUCGGAAUGAGCGGCGUGCACGUUGCCACAGAGCUGUGGAGAUUUAUAUAUGAAGUGUGUCACUGGGUUGCGGCUGAAGUUCAGGAGUCCAACUUCCUGCCUGUGCAAAGUAACUUUGGAGAAACUGACACUGAUUAUAUUUUUUAAUCACACAACAAGUUUUUAAUCUCAGUUCUGGAGACGCAGUGGAACUUUCCUGUAUCUGUUGAUUUCAAGAAGACGUCAGUGAUGAUACAGCUCAGACAUCUGCGAUGCACUUUAACCUCGGCCGUUCUUUCAGGGAACAGUCUAACACCUGGAGAGACUGGUAAAGCCUUUCUAAUAACACAGUGUAAUUUUUAUGUUCUUAUAUUUUAAUGUGCAAUUGAAUAUGUGCUUCUAAUCUGCCUUAAAGUACAACAUGUUUUAGUAUUUUAUCUUUAAAACAAACAGGACUCUGUCAGUGUGUUGAAUGACUCAGCAUCUAAAGAGAUGAGAUGGAAACAUACUGCUGUCAGAACGUAACGGCCAAAGACUCGUCACUGUGGAGCAAGGAAAAGCUGUGGGGGGGGGGGGUGACCAGGCAUCAAAUAGUGAAUAAGUACAAGGUGGAGUGGAGGAGGGUCAGGCUGAAGUUAGAAAAUAAAAUAUUUCUAGUGUCUAUCUGCUGGAAAUGGUUAAUUAUUGAUUGAUGACAUGAAAAAUGCAUACAAUCUGUGUUUACUAAACUUUAUAAAUGAACUAUGACUUUUUUUA
Molecule: messenger RNA, 1956 nt
Organism: Limanda limanda (common dab)
Lineage: Eukaryota; Metazoa; Chordata; Actinopteri; Pleuronectiformes; Pleuronectidae
Product: mitochondrial glycine transporter A-like
Exons: 9
Coding region: 260-1117 (285 amino acids)
Biological process (GO): glycine import into mitochondrion
Cellular component (GO): mitochondrial inner membrane; mitochondrion
Molecular function (GO): glycine transmembrane transporter activity
Source: RefSeq, a predicted model, not a curated record